AAUUAAAAUCAGUUUAUCCGUUUGGACAGAAGAAGCACUGUCUGAAUGCGUUAACGGAGCAUUAAGCUUAAGCAUAGAAGAGAAGAGAAGCUGAAAAGCGAUUUUGAGAUUAUGAAGAGAAUCGCGGUGAAUUGUAGUAUCAAACCUCCUACUCCUACUUCUACACAUUCAUACAAUAACCGUUCUUCUCGUCUAACGCUUUUCGCUUCUUCAUGGCUUCCAAAUUAUUAUGCUACUCGUCACAACAACAACAACUUCAUUGCUUCUGCUUCUUCCGUUUCUGGUUCAGAGCAGUGGUUGGAUGUGGGAUCAAAGAAGAAAAGGAAGGAGAUAGCUGGAAUUGAUCAGGAUGAAUUAGUGGAUCCAAAGCUUUUAGCUGAUCCCGACAGUUGUUUUUGUGAGUUCAAAGGAGUGCAUAUACACCACAAGAUAUAUGAUUCUGAAUCUAGUUCCCAGGAACAAACCAGCAAGAUGUGUUUGCCUAUGGUUUUGUUACAUGGAUUUGGAGCCUCGGUUUUCUCUUGGAAAAAAGCUAUGAAGCCUCUGGCUGAGGCUACAUGUUCCAAAGUUCUAGCUUUUGAUAGGCCAGCGUUUGGAUUAACAUCUAGGGUCAAUUUAUCUUCUGGAAUAGGUGAUACUAAACCUUUAAAUGCAUACUCCAUGGCAUUUUCAGUGCUUGCUACCUUGCACUUCUUUGAUUUAUUAAAAGCUGAGAAAGUAAUUUUAGUUGGGCACUCAGCUGGUUCAAGUGUAGCAGUUAAAACAUAUUUCGAAGCUCCUGAACGUGUUGCUGCUCUAAUUUUAAUUGCCCCCGCAAUUUUCGCACCACUUACUUCACCCAAAGUUGUUAAAGAGAAUCAACCAAGACAAGAUAAUGAAAUGAAAGAAGACAAUGGUUCUAUUAGAAAAAAUCCAAUUGUUGAACUUUACAUGUCGUUGUCCAAGAUUAUCAAGAGCGUUGCAAUGACCAUAACAAAGAUGAUGAAGCCUAUGAUAGAUAUACUCAACUCUUUGUAUAGGAAACUGUUAUCAACUAUCCUGCUUUCUUCCCCUGCAAUAAUGCUGGUAAGAAUGGCAAUUGAUAAGUUUGGUACCGCUGCAGUUCGAAAUGCAUGGUACGAUCCAAAACAGGUCUCUGAGCAUGUCCUUAGUGGUUAUACACAGCCAUUGAGGGUUAAAGAUUGGGAUAGGGCACUGGUGGAGUUCACUGCUGCAACGCUUCUUGAUGAGGAGUCUAAUACAAAGCCUGCACUUUCUAAAAGACUUAAUGAAAUAUCUUGUCCUGUUCUGAUUGUAACCGGUGAUAGUGACCGAAUAGUUCCUUCAUGGAAUGCUGAGAGACUUUCAAGAGUCAUACCAGGAGCAUCGCUUGAAGUAAUUAAGCAAUGUGGCCAUUUGCCUCAUGAAGAAAAAGUGGAGGAAUUUAUUUCAAUUGUUGAAAACUUUCUAAGGAAAUUAGCAGGCGAAUCAAAAGAACAAUACCUACAACCCGCGAUGUGAAUUUUGUACUACUCAGGCUUCCCGUUUUACUUUACAGAAAAUCCAUAUAAUACAAAAAGCUUCCUCAUUGAUCAGAUGGAGGAAGAUCAUUUAAAGGUGUAUUGAUACAUACUCAUUAAAUUCAUCAAGCAUGACGAGACCAGCUAAUGAAAAGCUUGGAAAUGGAAAAGUGCCUAUAAACAAUAAAAUAAAUUUUAUAGUAGAUUCCAUUACAUUAUAGUGCUAGCCUGCUAAAGUCCUAGAAGCUAUCUUGUUUGUGUUAACCAGCCUGAAUGAAAUGUAUCUUCAUUUAUAGCAUAGGCCGUGUACCUAUAUCAUACAGGUCUCUAAAUUAUGUAUUUAAGUAUGUAAUUAUGUAUUUUUAUGUCCAAAAAAAGUAUGUAAUUAUAUUUGAUUUCUGGAAACGAAUAACUGCAGGGAGUGAAGUUGAA
Messenger RNA from Lathyrus oleraceus (garden pea), 1931 nucleotides. RefSeq lists its product as uncharacterized. Lineage: Eukaryota; Viridiplantae; Streptophyta; Magnoliopsida; Fabales; Fabaceae. Bases 112 to 1500 code for a protein of 462 amino acids. The record is from RefSeq and is a predicted model, not a curated record. The transcript is spliced from 6 exons. Gene Ontology annotation, cellular component: chloroplast envelope.